Molecule: messenger RNA, 5133 nt
Organism: Eimeria acervulina
Lineage: Eukaryota; Apicomplexa; Conoidasida; Eucoccidiorida; Eimeriidae
Product: ATP-dependent helicase, putative
Exons: 15
Coding region: 1-5133 (1710 amino acids)
Biological process (GO): maturation of SSU-rRNA from tricistronic rRNA transcript (SSU-rRNA, 5.8S rRNA, LSU-rRNA)
Cellular component (GO): nucleolus; intracellular anatomical structure
Molecular function (GO): RNA binding
Source: RefSeq, a predicted model, not a curated record
AUGGAGACAGGCGGCAGCAAUGCAUUACUGGAUGAGUCUUUCUUCGGGGGAGAUUCCCUUGCGGGAUCGGGGGCCGGCAGCAACGCGCUGCUGCUGAUGCCGCGCAAGCCCAAGGAGAAGAAGGCAAGCGGUUCUAAGAAGCAACAGCCGCCGCAACAGCAGCAGCAGCAGCAAAAGAAAGCAGGCAGCAGCAGGAAACAAAGAAAGCUGCAGCAACUCUUGAAGAAGCACAAAGACAAAGCCGUUAAGGCGGGGCUGUGCAAGGAGUUGGAGAAGCACGAAUUGACAGCUAUCAUGAAACCAGGAGAAGAAGGCGCUGCAGGCGACGCAGUAGGUGACGAAGGACCAGCAUCAGCAGCAGCAGCAAGCAUCAACAGCGAAGAGGUGCAGCUAGCUAAGACGCAACUGCUGCUGGGAGGGGGGCUGCUGCUGGCAGGCGUAAAGGGCCGGCGGCUGGAGAAGAAGGCGCGGAAAGCUCUGCUUCUGCAGCAGGAGAUGCAACGGAGGCAGCAACAGCUGCAGCAGCAAGGCCAGCUGAAGACUCAGCAGCAAAAACUAAAAAAGGAGGGAGCAGCACAAAAUCUUGAAGGAGAGGCCGUACAGCACCAGCAGAAGCAAGAGCAGCGCCAACAGCAAAAGCAACCCGCUGCUCACCCUGCAGCUGCAGCUGCCAAGCAGGAAGGCCAGCCUGCGCUGCAGCAGAAGCACGAGCAGCAGCAAAAGCAAGAGCAACAGCACAAGCAGGAGCAGCAACGCAAGCAAGAGCAAGUCAACGAGCAGAACCUUAGUAGUGGAGAGCAGCAGUCAGUGAACAGCAAGCUGAAGGACCAAGCGAAGAGCGGCACUGCUGCCGCAGCAGUAGCCAGCAGCAGCAGCAGCAGCAGCAACAGCGUUUCAUCUUCCAAACCCUUGACAAAUGUUAGUGCGUGCAAGCCACCCCCUUCUUCAGCAGCCGAAGGAGCAGCAGAAGGAGGUGCAGCAGCAGCAGCAGAAACAGGCAAAGCAGCAGCAGUAGCAGAAACAGGAGAAGCAGCAGCAGCAGCAACAGCAGCAGGAAAGGCAGCAGCAGGUGGUGUGAAAGGGCGGAAGGCCGCUGAUGAGCUGCCCCGUAUUUCUUUCUCUCCGGAGACAGCGACAGAGUGUCUCCAUCGUACAGCUGCACUUGAAUCAGCAAGGGCUGCAUUGCCUGCUGCUGAGGCGGAAGGGCGCGUGCUGUCUUUUCUGUUGCAGCAGCAGCACCCCACAACGAGGGACGCAGAAGAGUACAGCAGCAGCACGGAUGAAGAUGGGCCCCCCCCCCUUAGCAACCCCCAGAUUCUUACUAGCAAACGAAAAAGAAAAAAGAUACAAGACCGUUCAAAUCAAAGACAUGCAGAUGUACUCUGCGUUGCAGGCGCCACAGGCUCCGGCAAAAGCACCCAAAUACCCCAAUUUGUGUUUGAGUCGGGGAUUUGCUACCCCAAGAUGCUCUUCCACAAGAAGUGCGAGGCUGCUCGCCAGCUGCUGCAGCAGGAGACAGCAGCUGGGGGGCCCCACACGAGCGCCUCCCCUGCCCCUGGAGGGGCCCCCUCAGGAACAGGCGCAGCAGAAGCAGAAGCAGCAGCAGCAGCAGCGCCUGCCAGUGCUGCUGCUCGGUUGGGCCUUGUCUCAGCAGAAGCUACGAAGGAGGGGAUUCUUGUCAAGAGACAAUUGUGCAUCUGCGUCACACAGCCGCGACGAGUUGCUGCUGUCUCCUUGGCCAGAAGGGUGGCGGAGGAGAUGGGGUCUCCUGAGCUCGUGGGGUAUCAGGUACGCCACGACAAACACAAUGUGGGGCCCCACUGCCGCCUCAAGUUUGCUACUGACGGGGUGCUUCUGAGAGAAAUACAAGAGGAUUUCCUUCUUAGGAGGUAUUGCUGCAUUGUAGUAGAUGAGGCGCAUGAACGCAACAUUAACGUCGACUUGUUGUUGGGUUUGUUGUCUCGAGUGGUGGUACUGAGGCGAGACCGAUUCAAAAAAGAAUUAGACACACUGCCGCCGCUCAAAGUGCUGAUAAUGUCAGCUACGCUUAGGGCCACCGACUUCACCGCAAACUCUUUUCUUUUCUCUCCUCCUCCCGCGCUGUUGUCCCUAGAAAGCCGCACCUUUGAGGUGCGCAUACACUUCAGCAAGAAGACACCUGAACGCUAUGUCGAAGCAGCAGUCAAGAAGGCCCUUCAAAUACACACGAGACUGCCCGCGGGCUCUGUGCUCGUGUUCUUAACUGGGAGAGCGGAGGUUUUGGAGGCCGUGAAGAUGCUGCAGGAGUGGCAGCGACGACGGGAGAACAGAAUGCAGAUUUCUGCUGCGGCUGCUGCUGCUGCGGCUUCUGCUGCUGAGAGCGAGUCUCGCGCUGAGGAGACGGCUUCUGAGGCAGAAUUUCUGCUGUCUGAUCAGAGUGAGGACGAUCCGCUACCUUUGGAUCAGCACGCGCCUGCAGACUCUGACAGUGAGGUGUCUGUACACUCGAAAGACAGCGCAACUUCUCACAGCAGCAGGCCACACCGCCCCAACCCAGGGUUGAGCGACAAGCUGCUGGAGUUGGCGUUAGCCAGCGACGCAGAAGACAACGACGAACCUCAAGAGGGGGUCAAGGAGGCGGAAGCAGAAGUUUUAAAAGCCGUACUAUCUGCCUCUCGCUUCUCAACGCAUGUCCAGGGGGAACCGGCGGGGGGGCCCGCCAAACAGCUCUGCGUGGCCACCAGUGGUGCCGAGGCAGGAGGGGGCCCUCAAGGGGACACUGGGGUCUCAGCAUCUACUGAAGGAGACAGUGGAGACAGAGAUAAGGCAGCAAAAAAGCGCAGAAAAGUUGCGGCGCGUGCCAAGUUCUCACGCGAUACUGCGGGGGGUCCUCAAAUGGGUACCGUCGGGGGCCCCCAAGUUGGGCCUCCCGCUGCACCUGCACCUACUGGCGCUGCAGAGGGCGCUGAAGCGUUGCCCGCUGGGUUGAAUGAAGGGCCCUCAUCUGACUCGCUCGUGCACGCAUUUGACUGUCCAGACACCUCAAAGCGUCGCGUCCAGAAGACGGUCUCUGCAGGGGGGUGGCUGGGCGCAGGUGCGCUGCGGCGGCAGAAACCUACUCAGGAGGAGAAGCGACAAAAUAUUAGCACCAGCAGCAGCAGCAAUGGGGAGGCACAGCAGGACCCCACGGACGCCGGUGCACGGAAGACAGAGGAGGCAGAGGAGGAGACACACUUCAUACCCAAACUAACUGUCCUCCCGCUGUACGCAACUCUCCCCAGGGAGCUUCAGCGCCUCGCCUUUGAGCCCCCGGCCCCUGACGAGAGGCGAAUGAUCAUAGCAACAAAUGUGGCAGAAACGUCGCUGACGUUGCCAAAUGUGCGGUAUGUAGUGGACUCGGGGCGAGAGAAGAGGCGCAUUUUUGCCUCGGGCUCGGAGGGCUUUUCUUACUUUACUGUUACCCUCACCACUCAGGCUGCAGCGCAGCAGCGCGCAGGCCGUGCAGGCCGCGUCGGCGCAGGCGUCUGCUACCGCCUCUACUCCUCAGCAGUGUUUCAACAUGAAAUGCAACCCCACCCAUCACCCCAGAUACACACCGUGCCCCUCGACCACUUGCUGCUCUUCAUGGCUGCACUCGGCAUCCCUCGCCCAUCAGCAUUCCCCUUCCCCUCCCCGCCUCCUCUAACAGCUCUCGCGAACGCGCGUCGCCGUUUGGUGGCCUUGGGAGCCCUUGAGCCGAAGAUGAAUGCCUCGGGGCCCCGACGGAAGCAGCAGCAAACCGAGGCUCGCGAGCCUGAAGUCUGCUGUACCCCUCUCGGCCGCCGCAUGAGUGAAGUGCCUAUACCCCCCCGCUUCGCCAAGAUUCUCCUUCUGGCGUGUUCCAGACACAAAGAGCACGGCCCCCAAUUUGUUGCGCUCGCAUGUUACCUGGUGGCUGCGCUCUCUGUUGGGGAAUUACUUCCUUCGUUGCCUCGCGGCGGCGAGGCGCCACAUCUGGCAGGGGACGUGGGGGGCCCUGAAAACCCCCAAGGGGCUUCCAGGGGCCCUGCUAGGAGACCCUGGGAAGAGUACGACAGCGAUCUAGAUGCAUAUAUUUGGCUUUGUGGGGCCUACAGCCACGCGCAGAAUCCAAGAAGCUUCUGCAAAGGUUACGGCCUGGACGCGUCGCGGCUUUCUGAGGUGGCGGCGCUUGCAGCGCAGCUAGCGCAGCUGAUGCGUGGCUUGCUGCAGCAGGCACGGCGAGGAGGGGGACAGGGACGUGCGGGGGAUCCACAGGGUGAUGAGGAUGAUCUAAACGCGUUGCAGGGGCCGCUGCGACUCGAACCCCCCCCACCGGAGGCAAGGCGCUGCCUGCAUGAAUGCGCCGUGCAAGGCCUCAUAGACCACGUAGCCACCUGGCAAGAUCCACCCCGCUUGCCACAGGAUGCAUCCCCAGCCCAGCGCGCUGCAGCUCGCGGGGGCUACCGCUGUGCAGAGCUCAAGGGGGAGUUGGCUCGCGUUCACUGCACCUCUAACAUAUUGCACGUCUCAGCGUUUGUGGACGUUGAUGCAUGCAGCCCUCGCCCCAAACUCCUCGUCUACAACCAGCUGAUUCACGCAGGGCGCGCGGUGCUGCAAGUCUGUCACCCUAUAGACGACGCGCAGCUCAGCGCCAGCGACACGCCACUUAUACAGCACAGCUUUCUGCAGCUGCCAGCCCCAGCGUACGACGCACGCCGAGAUGCAGUUGUGGGGUGGUCGCGGCCCACCUACGGGCCGCUGCAGCUGACGCUGCCGGCCGUGGAGAGGCCUCUUCCCCGCAUACGGGGUGCAGUGGCUUCUCCGCUGUCUCCGCAGCAGCAGCAGCAGCAGCAGCAACUGCACGCGUGCUUUGCUGCAGCGCUUGUCGCGGGAAGAGUUCUUCCUCGUCUUAAGAAGUUCGGGCCUUCGUUGUCUGUAACACCGGAAGGAAUGCUCGUGGGGCAUCAUUCCGGAACCUUCGCUGUGCGGGCGUUUGUGGCGGAGCUGACCAAGAGAGAGGUUGCCUCUCGGGCUGAACUGCUGAAGGUGUGGCAGUCGGAGCCGAAGUUUCUACUGGCGGAGUUCAUUGGGCUGCUGCGCUCAUACAACUACCAGACGCUGCAGGAUGUGCACGAUAUAUGGCCCCCCGUCUGA